Parastagonospora nodorum SN15 is the source of this 261-nucleotide messenger RNA. RefSeq lists its product as hypothetical. Lineage: Eukaryota; Fungi; Ascomycota; Dothideomycetes; Pleosporales; Phaeosphaeriaceae. The transcript has 2 exons. The record is from RefSeq and is a predicted model, not a curated record. Bases 1 to 261 code for a protein of 86 amino acids.
AUGGUAGCGAAUGCGAAAUCAAGAGUUUUAAUCUUCCAGAGUACAAAGGCGACGAAGAGUGUUGGUGUGAAGGACACUGCACGUGACCGACUGAUGCUCAAAAACUGCGCCACCGGCCUACAUCUCGAAGAUCACCACGUUUCCAAAGAAAAAGCGCCUUACACAUCGCCCCAUCGGCGAUUCCAAAAGUGCGCCUUCCCCGCCUCAGCGGCUCAGUCCCCCAAACCAAACCCCGACGUCGUGCCAUUCUUCCUCCACUAA